Molecule: messenger RNA, 897 nt
Organism: Juglans regia (Persian walnut)
Lineage: Eukaryota; Viridiplantae; Streptophyta; Magnoliopsida; Fagales; Juglandaceae
Product: cyclin-dependent kinases regulatory subunit 1-like
Exons: 4
Coding region: 172-438 (88 amino acids)
Biological process (GO): regulation of mitotic cell cycle
Cellular component (GO): cyclin-dependent protein kinase holoenzyme complex; SCF ubiquitin ligase complex
Molecular function (GO): cyclin-dependent protein serine/threonine kinase activator activity; protein kinase binding; histone binding
Source: RefSeq, a predicted model, not a curated record
UACGUUUAUAAAGUUCCCAUUUUCUUUUGUCUCCCCAUAUUCUCUCCUCUUCUCAGCCUAAUGAAUAUAUAGUUCGCUCGGAGUUGCUUUGAUUCCUUUCGUCUUCUCUCUCAAAAGAUCAAUAAAGUCGCGAAGGUGUUAUUUCGUAGGCAAAGUUUAAAGGACUAAGAAAUGGGUCAGAUCCAGUAUUCCGAGAAGUACUUCGAUGACACUUACGAGUACCGGCAUGUUGUGCUUCCACCGGAAGUGGCAAAACUGUUACCCAAGAAUCGCCUCCUCUCUGAAAAUGAAUGGCGUGCAAUUGGGGUCCAGCAGAGCCGUGGAUGGGUACACUAUGCGAUUCAUCGCCCUGAGCCACACAUCAUGCUCUUCAGGAGGCCUCUCAACUAUCAGCAGCAGCAGGAGAACCAGACCCAGCAGAACGUGCUUGCUAAGUGAUUAUCGUUUCACGCAGUUUGCUUUUGAUCUCUCAAGUCAAAUGAAUGAAUGACUAAGGGGGAUGGUUUAUGUUUGCUUAAGAAAUACAUUUUGACGUUUGAACUAAGCUUUGUAUCUGUGUUAAUUCUCCUGUUUGGGGAAUUUUAUACUUGUCAUUGCCGCUACAUAGAUAUAUGUUAGUUUAGCUCUAGUGUACUAUUAUGUUGUGGGUUUUGUUUAAUGGUAGAUCUUGACUGAUAAUGUUCCUUAUCUGCUCUCUGGGUCCUGGUAUUUCUGUUGUUGGAGAUCACGAGAAUAGGAUUGUAUUUGUCUAACUUAAUACUUCUGGUUGUCGUUUACCUAUUAUUUUUUCUUGGAGCUGUGAAGGAAAACAACUGAUGUUAGCUGAAUAUGGUAAGCGUGACUACUAUAUGCCACAAACUCUAUGAUUUAUCAAUGUUAUCCAUUAUUUCUUGAAUA